AUGGAGGAAGAUGGUGGCAAUGACAAUGUCGAAGAUGGUAGAUUGGUGAUGGAGGAAGAUAGUGUGGCAAUGAUGAUGUCAAAGAUGGCAGUGCAUAUCAAGUGUUUGUUUGACGAAAUACCUGUGAGAAAUGUAGUCUCAUGGACAACAAUGAUUAUUGGGUUUGCACAAGAGUGGAAGAUUGAUUUGUGUUUGGAACUCUACCAUCGAAUGAGAAAUUCAACUGCGAAACGAAAUGAGUAUACUUCAACUGCGAAACGAAAUGAGUAUACGCUAACUAGCCUUUUGAGUGCUUGCACAGGGGCAAUGGGUGUCUUGGACAUGGAAGAAUUGCUCAUUUGGCCACAAAUAGAGACCUAUGCCAUUUUAAACAACGGAGUGCAUAGUCAUGCUUUCCAAUUUUUGUAUGCAUUUAAGGAUGGAUUGAAUUGGUUUGUGCUUAUUACUUUUAUUUCUAUUGCAGUGAUCCCUUCAAAAUCUAGAAUUGGCAAGGGGGCACUAGCUGGCAUUGUAGUAGGAACAUUUGCAGGUGCAGUUAUAUUAUCUGCUGUUGUGUCACUUCUCAUGUGGAGAUUGCAUAUGAACAAAUACGCUACAGUUUCAAAAAGACGUCGAUUAUCUAAGAUCACUAUCAAAAUUGCUGGUGUGAAAGAUUUUUCUUAUCAAGAGAUGGCACUGGUGACUAACAAUUUUGAUGCCUCCAGUCAAGUUGGACAAGGUAGGUAUGGGAAGGUCUACAAAGGUAUUCUAGCUGACGGCACAGUUGUGGCCAUAAAACGUGCACUAGAAGGGUCAUUGCAGGGUGAGAAGGAGUUUCUCACUGAAAUAGAACUAUUGUCAAGGUUACAUCAUCGUAACUUGGUCUCUUUGCUUGGAUUCUGUGAUGAGGAAGGUGAACAGAUGUUGGUUUACGAGUUCAUGUCCAACAGCGCGUUGAGGGAUCACUUAUCUAGUGCGGCUAAAGAGCCUCCAGGUUUUGCUAUGAGAUUGAGAAUUGCACUAGGUUCAUCUAAGGGCAUCCUUUAUCUACAUACGGAAGCUGAUCCUCCGAUAUUCCAUCGAGAUGUCAAGGCCAGCAACAUAUUGUUGGAUUCUAAAUUUACUGCAAAAGUUGUUAAUUUUGGACUUUCCCGACUUACCCCUGUUCCUGAUAUUCAGGGAAAGACGCCUGGUCAUGUAUCGACUGUUGUUAAGGGGACACCAGGAUACGUUGAUCCAGAGCACUUCCUCACUCAUAAACUGACUGACAAAAGUGAUGUUUGUAGUCUUGGCGUUGUAUUUCUAGAGCUCUUGACAGGAAUGCAUCCAAUCUCACAUGGCAAAAACAUUGUUCGAGAGUUGCGGAUGGAAGACAUCCUAUAUUAUAAAGACCUGUUUGACCCUAUUGCUCUAAAAGGGGUUAAACUGGAAGAAGUAAAGGAUGAAGACUUGAUAAAGAUGAACUAA
This is a messenger RNA of Camellia sinensis, 1446 nucleotides long. The record is from RefSeq and is a predicted model, not a curated record. NCBI's taxonomy places the organism in Eukaryota, Viridiplantae, Streptophyta, Magnoliopsida, Ericales, Theaceae.